Westerdykella ornata is the source of this 504-nucleotide messenger RNA. Its product is annotated as AhpC/TSA family protein-like protein. Gene Ontology annotation, cellular component: peroxisome; mitochondrion; cytoplasm. Gene Ontology annotation, molecular function: thioredoxin peroxidase activity. Gene Ontology annotation, biological process: cellular response to oxidative stress; cell redox homeostasis; hydrogen peroxide catabolic process. The record is from RefSeq and is a predicted model, not a curated record. Lineage: Eukaryota; Fungi; Ascomycota; Dothideomycetes; Pleosporales; Sporormiaceae. The transcript is spliced from 4 exons. Bases 1 to 504 code for a protein of 167 amino acids.
AUGGCUCCUCUUAAAGUUGGUGAUAGUUUGCCGCAGGGUGUGCAGUUCGAAUGGGCACCCAUCACCGACUCGGACCCCACCGUCUGCGGCCGCCCGCAACCCUACGAUGCCUCCAAGGAAUGGGCCGACAAGAAAGUCGUCCUCUUCUCCGUCCCAGGAGCCUUCACGCCCGGCUGCCAGGCCUACCACCUGCCUCCAUAUAUCCAGAAGCUGGCCGAGUUCAAGAAGAAGGGCGUCGAUAUCGUGGCCGUGAUUGCGAGCAAUGAUGCGUGGGUCAUGAAUGCCUGGGGAAAGGUUAAUGGGGUUAAGGGGGAUGAUAUUCUGUUUCUGAGCGAUACCAAGACUUUCUUCAGCAGGGACUAUGGAUGGCCGGCGGGAAUGGGUGAUAGGAACGGCCGCUGGGCCAUGGUCUUUGACCACGGCAAGGUCGUCUACGCCGAAAACGAGAAGUCCCCCGGCGAGGUCACCGUCUCCGGCGCCGAUGCCGUGCUGGCGAAGCUGUAA